Molecule: messenger RNA, 1343 nt
Organism: Dermacentor andersoni
Lineage: Eukaryota; Metazoa; Arthropoda; Arachnida; Ixodida; Ixodidae
Gene: Wdr92
Product: dynein axonemal assembly factor 10
Molecular function (GO): protein binding
Source: RefSeq, a predicted model, not a curated record
GGCUCUGCGAUGUGUGCGAGUGCGCGCGGACGAGUCUUCGAGAUUCCGGAACACUCAUUUCCAAGGAUUUAAAAAUCUUCGAGCGAAGCGGUAGUGUAAUGACAAGACCCGAAAUACACAAAUACAUCCAACACAGGGUUGACUUUACCGCUUUCGACGUCAAAUGGAUGCCGCAGAGUGCCAAGUUCCUUGCUUUCGGAGCAUGUCCGGACGGCCAAGGAACGGUGAAUGUGUACGAGCUGGACGGUUGUUCAGUGAACAAAACGCAACAGCUUCCACACCCACGAGGCGUAAAAUGCGGUACGUUUGCGUCCUCGAGUAGGGAGGAACGCAACGUUACGACGGGUGGCUUUGACGGAAACUUGCGAAUUUGGGACGUAGAAUGUCCAAGCGAGCCAGUUGUGUGCAUUAGAGGCCACAGUAAAAUCAUAAACUCAGUUGAUGGCAUCGGCGACACUGACGGUUCUCCAGCGAUAGUGACAGGAUGCAAAGACGGUUCCGUUAAGGUGUGGGAUCCGAGAAAACCAGUACAACCGACCGUGGUUAUGGAACCGGCGCCGGAGCAGCUGAAGCUAGACUGUUGGGCAGUCUGCUUCGGCAACGGCUACAGCGCGGUGGAACGGUGUGUCUGUGCUGGAUACGAAAAUGGAGACAUCAAAUUUUUUGACCUCAGAAAUCUCGCCGUCACCUGGGAGACCUGCGUCAAGUCAGGCGUCUGUAGCCUGGAGUUUGACCAGAAGUCCAUCUACAUGAAUAAACUAGUCGCAUCUGGAACUGGGUCCAACAUACAUGUCUUUGAUCUGAGGACGAAGCACCCAAAAGGAGGCUUUGCUCAAUUGUCACAUUCUCAGGAUGAAACAAACUCUACCAUUUGGGCUGCACGACAUUUGCCACAAGACAGGGACAUAUUUGCUACCUGUGCGGGUUCAGGAACCAUCAGCCUGUGGAAGUACCAGUACCCUGAUAAAAGAACCCACAAGGCUUCGGAUGGCUGUGACGAAGGCGUGCCUGGCAUGUUGACCCACCUCUGCAAGGCCUCUCUGGGAAGUCAGCCGGUGUCAGCACUAGACUGGAAUCCAGACAUGCAAGGACUCUUCGCAACAUGUACCUUUGACCAGACCCUCCAUGUUGGCUUUGUCACUGGUUUGGCAAGCUGACCGCGUGCUUAUAUGGUGACAGAUGUGCAGGGUGAUAGAAAAGUAACAGAAAAAGUAAAAUUUAAUAAUCUGAAAAGUAUACCAAGAUGCAGUUUUCACAGAAAUGCACAGAAAAGAUUUUUCUUGAUAACAAAAACUCCUAAUGUGAAAUUCACAUUUCUCACCAAGAGGCAGUGCUGCUGCAGU